Molecule: messenger RNA, 855 nt
Organism: Cyprinus carpio (common carp)
Lineage: Eukaryota; Metazoa; Chordata; Actinopteri; Cypriniformes; Cyprinidae
Product: complement C1q subcomponent subunit B-like
Molecular function (GO): protein binding
Source: RefSeq, a predicted model, not a curated record
UAAAAGCAUUCACAUACAGCACAGACAUCUCUAACACGCCUUAGCUAAAGCAUUAAGAAUGAGGAUAACAAUAGCAGUUCUUCUGCUUCUAUACAAAUGUCUUAUAUUCAGUUUGGCUGCCACAGGUUUGACCAUGGCUACAGAACUGGUCACCUCUGAAUUAAGUACUAAAGAUGAAAACAAACAGCCGACUUGUCCUUUGAAAAUAUGCACAGAUUUACUGAAGGAUCUUGGAGCCACAGAGAAGCAACUAAAAGCUCUGGAAAUCAGACUUGCUAACAGUGAAGAUCAGAUUGAGAAAAUCAAAAGGGAACACCUAGACAGGCCAAAGGUGGCGCUUUCAGCUUCAUUAGGAUUAAAUGGUUUCUUUGGACCGGUUAAAGCAGAUUCAACACUGGUUUACAAGCAUGUCUUCAUUAAUGUUGGUGACCCCUACAACCAGCACACAGGGAUUUUCACAGCACCGGUACGGGGAGUUUACUAUUUCAGUUUCUUCUACCAUUGUGCAACUACUCAUGGAACAUCAUUAGGCUUGUAUAGAAAUGGAAAGCAAGAAGCAUUAACAAGUCACCACAAGAGUAAAGAUUCUCCAGAGAACGGAGGCAAUGGCUUAACACUGCUAUUGGAGAAAGGGGAUCAAGUCUAUAUGGUACUCCACAAGGACACAUGGAUCUGGGAUUCAGGAAAUGUCACAGUGUUUAGUGGUUUUCUAAUUGAUGCCAUGUAAAUAAUAUACACCCUGGGAACAAACAUAACAGUUAAGCAGCAUGUUAUGGGUUUACAGGUUAAGGUGAAAUACCAUUACUUAAUCCAGUCUUUGUUUGAUGUGAAUAAAACAUUGCAACAUCAAAACAA